AAAAGACCGGCUUGCCAGCAACAGCGACUUUAUCUGUCAAGUUGUACAGGAAAGGAGCACAGUGUUUUGCUAACGCUACAAAACAAGCCCCAACGUUUCACAGAUUGUGUGCCCAUGAGGUCAUCCAUGCUGGCCCUGUUUCUCGUCCUCCCCAUCAUAGGGGUCUUGUGCAGCGUCACAACAGCGCAACAGGAUGACGACGCCUCCAUCCCCUCUGUGGACCCCAAGCUCUUCAAUAAGCACCGCUAUCUCUCACCCAGGGUGCUUUUCAGCGCAGAUCCCCCCGAUGAGGAGCCAGCAGGGCUACAGRGCAUCAGCGGGAGGAUUCGAAGGCAUCCUCCACAACGGGGGGUGUUCUCGGUGUGUAACAGUGUUAGUAACUGGGUGCAAAACAAAACCACUGCCACAGACCAGGCAGGAAGGGAGGUGACAGUGCUCGAGUAUGUGACCGUAAACAAUGUUAAAGUGAAACAGCUUUUCUAUGAGACGUCGUGUUACAUCCCAUCUGGAGACACGAGAUGUUUGGGAAUUGACGCGAAGAAGUGGAACUCCCACUGCAUGAACACGCAUAUAUACGUCCGAGCAAUGACUUCAUUCGAAUCAACGGUGGCUUGGAGGUUCAUUCGGAUCAACGCGGAGUGUGUGUGUGCGAUCAGCCGCCCUAAAAAGGGCGGGUGAGUGGGUGAGUGAAGACUCGCCCAUAGAGUGAGUCUUCACUCCUGGCACACAGAACACGAUGUGGAUGGACGCAUUAAAAUGCCGUCCAGCGUGUUUCUGCACAUAACUUAUCACCAAUGACUUCUCACGCUCUGCACAAAGUAAAUUAUUCUUGUCUGUGUCAAAGUAUCAGGACUGCAUGUAUGCACACCAGAACUGGGUCAAAGAGUAUCUGCAAGUAGUUUUAGCCAUUGAAGUAUUAACAUGAUAGUGAAGGGGUUUUAAUCAGCUGUUGUUCUUAUAAAAAACGCAGUUUGGUGAGGUACAUGUGUUCUUUUGCAACUAUUAAGGCAUUAGACUUUAUAGUUGUAAAUUAGAAAUGUUCUCCUAGUAAAAACCGUUACCCGUACAGUUUAAAAGAGCUGCAAAACUUGGUCAGUUUGCUACAUUUAUUAGAAUUUAUUGGCAAUCAGAUGUAUAAUAUAAAUUGAUUCCAGAUAUUUAAAAUUAAAGUUAUAUUAUUGUGUGGUGUAAUUAGUCAGUAAAAUAGAGUUGUGUAAAAGAAAUUAGUUUCCUUAUGUUUCUAUGUUUUGCUACAGUUACAUAUUUAGGGCCGUCAAGGAAGUAGAUAACCAAAAUAAAUACAAACACAAAAGUUUAUUUGUAAUGGAAAAACUGUUUACACUAACCUGGUCCUAUGUGAAAAUGAUAUUUCUUCUUAAUAGAUUAUUAAUGCUUGGGAUUAACAACCUUUGAAAUUCAUCUUUUCUCAUUCCACCAAGACUUAAUUACUUACUAACCUGCUCAGUAAAGAAAUAAGCCAUCAGAGGACAGAUUGAGAGAUUUACAGUCAACUGUGAUCUGAAGAAAAUUACAAACAGAUGUUCUUGAUGAUGCCCAAAAUUUGGGGGGAUUUUUUUUUUUUUUUGGACUGAAAGACAAAAGUGGAACUUUUCAGGAAGUAUGCAUCCGUUUACAUUUGGCACAAAACUAAAACGGCAUUUCCACAAAGAAACACGUGAUGGUGUAAAACUUCCUGUUUCUUGAAUAACUUGUUGACUAACAAACUGAUGGCACCAUGAAUUCAUUUUUUUACCAGAAAGCCGGCCAUUUGUUUGAAACGAUAAGCUGAAGUGUCUGCCACUCAAUGGCUGCAAAAACAAAACAAAGAUUUAGGAGUUGGAUAAUUUGUUUGAUAGCUUUAUACGUUUAAAUGUGACAUAAAAGCAAAAACAGAAUAAAAUAUUAGAGCUGUAAAGAUUUUUUCACAUCAUCCCAUCUAUGCAAGUCAUACUGGCUGUUUACCUUGCUAAUGUUUUGCCAUUGAGAUAAGAGAACAAUACUGGAAUCCAACCAGACUUAAACUAAGCAGUGAUUCAGGUUUAUAGCAUUCAAAGACAAAUGACCACAACCCACAAGACAGAACAAUUUUAUGUCUUUCAUAGUGCAUUUUUUUCUCUACUGAAGGAACUGAAUAAUUGUCAGAUGUUUGGAAAGAGAAGUGAACAAUAUUCAGUCGGUUGCAGUUUGGCACUUUACCACAAGAUAUCGCUAAUCAAAAGUAAAUUUAAUGCAAUUUGAAAGUUACAUAUAAGUAGAAUCUCUUGCUAGUUUAAACUGUAUUUUAAUAUUCUCUCUAUUCCAAAUGAUCACUUUUAUAAAACAGCCUUAGUUUAACAGGAACUUUAGUCCUUUCUUAUUGCAAUUGAGUACUUAGUGCUUAAAAAGGAAUUAGGAGGUACUAUCCAGUAACAUUUUCACUGAAUUCAGCUUUCUCCUUACAUUUUGUAUUAUGCUCAGCCUAAUCAAACCACAAAACUACAAUAAAAUUAGCCCCAAACCUUCAGACAGCACAUUUGCCCUGCUGCAAUGUGUAAUUUAAGGGAUUAUUUUUAAGGCCAUCCACAACAUUUUAUAUCGGAAAAAGAAUUACGAUGUGUUAAAUUYCAUAUUAGGACAAAGAAGCGGGCUUGUGGACCCAAACCACAGAUGCACUGUAAACCACAGCUUCUGAAAACACAGCAUUUCAGUUUACAAGUCUAUUUGACUGUAGAUUUACAAAGCAAAGGCUAAAAUUUGUGUUGUUAAUAGCAACUGAGUCGAUCACAGUAAAAGUAAAAAAAUGUUGCGAUCAUUUUUGCCUCACUGUUCACCGUCUUAAAGAAAACGCGUCUAGCUGAGAGAGAUUAAUAAAACCAUUCAGCAGAUACAAUUUAACCCAGGUCUGUUAUAAGCAAUYUGUUAGKUUUUUAAAAGAAUAAAUAAUUAUGUUAUUUAUUAUACRAACAUAAACUGUAUGUUUCAUGAAGUKCUUCCUGCAGCUAUGAAGAAACAUCACAAAMAACURUGAGAUUUGCAGCUUUUGUUAAAAAAUACAGACAAAUGUAUAUGUUUUUGACAGAUCAUGAACUUGAUUUAUUGCUUUGGCUGGUCUUUAUGUUGAUUCUUCUCACCAUCAUUCAACAAUUGGUACAAAUCAAGAAAUAUCUAUUAAAAAAGUUAAACAGCAAAUGA
This is a messenger RNA of Poecilia reticulata (guppy), 3171 nucleotides long. RefSeq names its product nerve growth factor-like. The record is from RefSeq and is a predicted model, not a curated record. Gene Ontology annotation, cellular component: synaptic vesicle; axon; dendrite. Gene Ontology annotation, biological process: cell surface receptor protein tyrosine kinase signaling pathway; negative regulation of neuron apoptotic process; nerve development. Lineage: Eukaryota; Metazoa; Chordata; Actinopteri; Cyprinodontiformes; Poeciliidae. Gene Ontology annotation, molecular function: nerve growth factor receptor binding; growth factor activity.